AGCUCUGUCAGAAAAGAUUGUCUCAGUCCUUCCGAGGAUGAAGUGUCCACACCAGCUGGAGCCCCACCAGAUCCAGGGGAUGGAUUUUAUUCAUAUAUUUCCUGUUGUGCAGUGGCUGGUGAAACGAGCUAUAGAAACAAAAGAAGAGAUGGGUGACUAUAUCCGCUCCUACUCCAUAUCACAGUUCCAGAAAACCUAUAGUCUUCCAGAGGAUGAUGACUUCAUGAAGAGAAAAGACAAAGCCAUCAAGACAGUUGUUGACCUCUCAGAUGUUUACAAGCCUCGUCGGAAGUACAAACGCCAACAGGGAGCUGAGUUGCUGCUUGAUGAAGAAUCUCGAAUUCAUGCUACACUUUUGGAGUAUGGCAGGAGAUACGGAUUUACCCGCCAGAGCAAAACAGAGAAGGCUGAGGACAAGAAAAUGACACUUGCUGCAGGGCUGUCAGCUACAGAAAAAACAGAUGCCCAUGAGGAAGAUGAGCUUCAAGCAGCUGAAGAGCAGCGCAUUCAGUCACUGAUGAACAAGAUGACAGCCAUGGCAAAUGAGGAGAGCCGUCUCACUGCAAGCUCCGUGGGCCAGAUUGUGGGCCUCUGCUCCGCUGAGAUCAAGCAGAUUGUGUCUGAGUAUGCAGAGAAGCAGUCUGAGCUAUCAGCUGAAGAAAGUCCAGAGAAAUUAGGAGCCUCCCAGCUACAUCGUCGGAAAGUCAUUUCCUUAAACAAGCAAAUUGUGCAGAAGACCAAACAUCUGGAAGAGCUGGAAGCAAAUCAUACCAAUCUAAAAUCCAAAUACAGUGAAAUGAAGAAAACACUAACAGAGCUGAAGAGUCAGAGUGAGAAGUUGGAUAAGGAGCAGACAGCCCUUGAGAAGAUAGAAUCCAAAGCUGAUCCAAGUAUUCUGCAGAACUUGAGAGCACUUGUAGCCAUGAACGAAAAUCUGAAAAGUCAAGAACAGGAGUUUAAAGCACAUUGCCGGGAGGAGAUGGCAAGGUUGCAGCAGGAAAUUGAAAACCUGAAAGCUGAAAGAGUGCCAGGAAGAGAUGAAAAGACCCUCUCCGAUGGAGAGCUGCAUGGUGACCUGACCUCUGGUUUGACUCACAAUGAAGACCUAGACAGACGGUAUAACAUGGAGAAGGAGAAACUUUACAAGAUCCGUUUACUACAGGCUCGAAGAAAUCGAGAAAUAGCAAUUUUGCAUCGCAAGAUUGAUGAAGUGCCCAGCCGAGCCGAGCUAAUACAGUAUCAGAAGAGAUUUAUUGAACUCUACCGCCAGAUUUCAGCAGUACACAAAGAAACCAAGCAGUUCUUCACUUUGUACAAUACCCUGGACGAUAAAAAGGUUUAUUUGGAAAAAGAGAUUAGCCUACUUAAUUCAAUUCAUGAGAACUUCUCACAAGCCAUGGCCUCCCCUGCUGCCCGGGACCAGUUUUUACGGCAGAUGGAACAGAUCGUGGAAGGAAUUAAGCAAAGCAGGAUGAAGAUGGAAAAGAAGAAACAAGAGAACAAAAUGAGAAGAGACCAGUUGAAUGACCAGUACUUGGAACUGUUAGAAAAGCAGAGGCUAUACUUUAAAACUGUGAAAGAGUUCAAAGAG
Messenger RNA from Castor canadensis (American beaver), 1591 nucleotides. NCBI's taxonomy places the organism in Eukaryota, Metazoa, Chordata, Mammalia, Rodentia, Castoridae. The record is from RefSeq and is a predicted model, not a curated record.